Messenger RNA from Lethenteron reissneri (Far Eastern brook lamprey), 3449 nucleotides. It is a transcript of the gene HYI, whose product is annotated as hydroxypyruvate isomerase (putative). Gene Ontology annotation, biological process: glyoxylate metabolic process. The record is from RefSeq and is a predicted model, not a curated record. Lineage: Eukaryota; Metazoa; Chordata; Hyperoartia; Petromyzontiformes; Petromyzontidae. Gene Ontology annotation, molecular function: hydroxypyruvate isomerase activity.
UAACGGCCACUCCGAUCCAUCCUUCUCCCGCCCGCCCGUCCGUCAUGCCUCCACCACCUCUGCGCUUCGCCGCCAACGUGGGCUGGCUCUUCACGGAGGGGGAGGCCGACAUCUGGGCUCGGUGCGAGGCGGCCAAGGCGGCUGGCUUCGAUGCCGUGGAGAUUCCCGACCCUUACGGCUACUGGGGGCGAGCAGGCGGCCCAGAGGAGACACCCCGACCGCCGCUGCCUGCCCUGCCCGUAGCGCUCAUCAACAGCCCGCGAGGGGACGUGGCGGCGGGCGAGAUGGGUCUGGGAGCCCUCCCGGGCCGUGAGGCAGACUUCUUGGACUCCCUCCAGACCGCGAUCGCUCACGCCAAAGCUCUGAAGUGCGACAGGGUCCACCUGUUGUCGGGCCGUCUGCCGCCCGGAGUGACUCGCGAGGCCCAGGGCCCUGCCAUGGAGGCGACGCUCGUGCGCAACCUUCUCACAGCCUCUGACCUGCUCGCAGUGGAAGGAAUGACUGGACUCAUUGAGCCAAUCAACAGCAGGCUCACCGACCCUCGCUACUUCCUGGACACGCCUGGUCAGGCCGCGCGCAUCCUGGAAAAAGUCGAUAAACCCAACAUCAAGCUUCAGCUGGACAUCUUCCACUGCCAAGUCAUGGACGGAAAUCUCACGGGCAACAUCCGUGCACUCUUCCCGCUCAUCGGUCAUAUUCAGGUGGCUCAGGUUCCUAACCGACAUGAGCCAAGCAGCCAAGGGGAGAUCAACUACUCCUACAUCUUCAACCUCCUCCAGGGACUCGGCUACCAGGGAUACGUGGGCUGCGAGUACACGCCACGAGAGAGCACGGUGUCUGGACUGGGAUGGCUUAAAGAAGUGCGAGCAAGCCACUGAGGUGUCAUCCAUUCACAAUGGGUGGCAUCCAAGACCACGUGAAAAUCCAAAACUUCUGUACCACCUGUGCUCGAAUCUGCACAGGCCCUAAUUUCACACUGAACAUUUGCUGGGUCACUGGUAGACUCGGCUUGUGAUUAGCAGCCAGAGCCAUCCCGUGUCGCUGUCCUGUAUAGACCUGACUAAUGUUAUUUUCAUGCAUUGCAUAAUUGCUAAGAGGGUAACAAUGCAUCAAUUCAUCGAUUACUUUUCCCAAGCUAAACAAUACACGCAAUUCAUUGCUUGUAUAAUAUGUCAUGUUUUUUUUUUUUAUUUGGCCUCCCCGCCCCACCAUCGUGUGAAUUUGUAGUUACUCAAUUAAUAUUCUUGGUUCUUUCGAUAAAGUCACUUAAUUAAAAGACAAAACGUAAAAUAAAAUGCAAUUUAAACAAUUUAAUAACAAAAAUAAAAUUAUAAAUUUAAAAUAAUAAAAGCAAAAAACCCACAAUAAAAAAUGCAACUAGUAAAAUAAAAUUAAAAUUACAAGUUAAAAAUACAAAUAAAUUGAAAAUAAUAUAAAAGCAAAAAAAUCCACGACGUUUUCGAUCGCAACACAAGCGGUCUUCAUCAGGGACAGAGAAAAGAGGGGGCAAGCCUCCAAAUGUAGCUGCUGCUAAGGGUUCCAAAGUGAGUGGGCAGGGGAAAGAGCUGUGCAAGAAGCACGCGAAUGCAGGAGCAAAACAAAGGGGGAGUUGGGCAGAGGUGAGCUUGUGCAGCGCAAACAGCAUGGGUGGGGCAGCCAGUCAGCCAGCGUAAAUGUAGGAGCAGACAAUGGGGAGGGGGCAGAGAGAGGGGGUGGGGCAGAGAUGGGGGGGGGGGCAUUGCACCUCGCUACACCCAUCCACACUGCUGACGGUAGAGGUUGACAAGAAAACACAAAUCAAGUCAUGACCCAAAGUGGUUGAUGACAUUUUUCCAAUGAUUGCUGAGUUUAAAACCGUCGUCUCGGUUGAAAUUGUGUCUGUGUCUGCAUAGAUGGAUGGCUUCGUGAACGAAUCUUUGUUGAUAGCCAGUCGGCUUGCAAAGUACCAUCGUCUUAGAGAAAUACAUUUCAUGUGAGCCAGCCGCAUUAAAGUAAUGAUCAGCCACGGCAGAAGUAUUGGUCCUGCCGUGUUUCAGUUCUACCUUAUGUUCACGAACACGGUCCGAGACAUGUCGUUUGGUUUCCCCAAUGUAACUGCUGCCACAGAUACAGCUUAGUUUGUAGCUGCCGGCAUAUUACAUGUACAGAUGGGAUCAGGUCACGAAUUUUGUGCAUUGUGUUAAAUCGAACCUGGAUCUUGUAUUAUUCAAGAUUUUGUAAAUCUUUUUGGUUAUCCCUGCUAUGUUAGGUAAGGUGAUGGUUUUGAUUGGAUCUUCAGAUGGCUCCUUCCUCACGGUUGGGAUGAUGGCUUUGCGGAUUGUGUAGUCAUAUUUUCGGGACAUACUUCAUACUUCACACCUACGCUAUGUUUUCCACAGUUACACGCUCAAGAAAAACAUUUCUAGAUAAAACAUGAUUUUCAAUGGUAAAAAUUCUAAUAACAAAAUAUAUAUUUCUGAUGGCAUCAUUGGCAAUUCCCAGUGCCACGUGCUGGACUUAGCCAUCUCAGAUCCAGGGCUGAAAUAAUGAAAUGCUACUUUAUUUUUCUUCGGUGAUGCAACCCCCCCUUAUAACAUGCAUGUCUAUGGGAAAAUAGGCUUCAUACAGUGCGAUUCGUUUUAUGUGCAGUUUUUCAGGAACGCAAGUGGAACGUUGUGUGAGGGAUGUCUGUACAGGUAUUGGUUAAUGUGAUCGUUCCAUCCCCUAAAGGCCGUUAUAACAUUCGCCACAAUGUUGAGAGAGAUAAACAAAUACUGGGACUUCUCUACUUACGAACGAGUUAGGUUGCAGAGGUCUGUUCGUAUGACGAUCUAUUCAUAAGUCCAACUUUACUCCUGUCAAUUCCAAACAUGUUGUACGGCAUGUACACUAAACACUGGGAAUGGCUUUAAAAGUUGUAUAAUCUCCUUGUAGAUGAAGAUGCCACUGGUUCUUCAUGUUCUGCAGAUAUGGGUUGAUAAUGUUCUGAUGGGGGUUGACAAUGUUCGUGAAAGGCACCGAGAACGUGGUAGUGAACCGUACAGCGACAAAACAACAACAGACAAUGGCGGCGGCCCAGGCAGAAAUGCUGGAUAAUGACACCGAACAACCACCACCAUCUAUUGCGCGGCAGUUGAACUUACGACUCUCAGUCGGAACAGGCAACUGAACAUACGGACAGGUUUUUUCGUAUAUCUGAAAGUUCGUCAAUCAGAUGUUCGUAAGUAGAGGAGUCCCUAUAUUCUUGAACGUAAUUAUACCACCCUGAAGCAAAAUUCAUUGAAUCUUGAGGGAGGUUAAUUGUUUGACCCCGAAUACCAUAAUCAUCUAAAAUACAUCUCCAGUGUCUGUAAUACUUUAAUGUGAUUCAUCCACAGUACUUUUUUUUGUACUCCAGCUUUACUUUGACUGAAAUCGAAUUUGUGUUGUUACGCAUACACUGGUGUGAUACAUGUGUAAUAAAGGUCGUU